Molecule: messenger RNA, 4916 nt
Organism: Amaranthus tricolor (Joseph's coat)
Lineage: Eukaryota; Viridiplantae; Streptophyta; Magnoliopsida; Caryophyllales; Amaranthaceae
Product: DEAD-box ATP-dependent RNA helicase FANCM
Exons: 23
Coding region: 381-4373 (1330 amino acids)
Biological process (GO): interstrand cross-link repair; replication fork reversal; double-strand break repair via synthesis-dependent strand annealing
Molecular function (GO): four-way junction helicase activity; four-way junction DNA binding; hydrolase activity
Source: RefSeq, a predicted model, not a curated record
ACAUAGACACAAAGACACGAUUAUAACUCGACCCAAAACACUUAAGCACAAAAAACCGAUUUUAUGAUCUGAAUGAACACCACUAACCCUGAAUCGCGACUAACCCUGAAUCGCGAUCUAUAUUGCAAAACUUGACCCGAAUCGUUCAAAGCCCGAACCGACAAGGCCUUUGCACCGAAUAUCGAUUUUUAAAAUCAAAAAAGCAAUUGCCCGCCAUUUAUUAAAUCCAUCAUACCACAACUCAUCAAAACUCGUAAUUCACUCACCUUUACAGAAAGGGUUUCGGUUUUGGACUUUGGAGUAUUUGGUUUUUCCUCUUUUAUAAACCCUAAAUCCUUUAAUAAGUUCCUUGAAUUUUUUAAUUUUCCAUCUUAACAACGAUGAAUUCUCCAGUUCAGAUAAUCGAUGAUGAAGAAGAGGAUUUUGAUUGGGAAGCAGCAGUUCGAGAAAUCGAUGUUGCUUGUCAAAGUAGUUCAACAAAAGCACAAAGAAUUCCGCUUGUGAAGAAUGGGAGUAACCAUCAAUUGAACAAAGUUCAGAACAAUUGCCGUCAAUUGAAACUUGAUGAAUUUCUUAGUAACGGCGUUUCGAAAUCAUCUACGGUGAAUGAAGUUGGAGUUCGUGGUAAAGAUGAAGAAAUCAAGGUUCAAGAAAGGGGUUGUUAUGUCGAUAUUGAUCCUGAAGCUGCAAAAACUUGGAUUUAUCCAGAUAAUGUUCCUCGUCGUGAAUAUCAAGUUGCAAUUACUAAGACAGCUUUAUUUUCAAACACAUUGGUGGCGCUUCCUACAGGACUGGGAAAAACUCUCAUAGCUGCUGUUAUUAUGUUUAAUUAUUUUAGAUGGUUUCCUGAAGGAAAGGUAGUUUUUGCUGCUCCUUCGAGACCUUUGGUCAUGCAACAAAUAGAAGCUUGCCAUAAUAUUGUGGGUAUACCGCAGGAAUGGACAAUUGAUAUGACAGGUCUGAUAACUCCCUCUAAAAGAGUGUCCUUCUGGAAAUCUAAACGGGUUUUCUUUGUCACACCCCAAGUACUUGAAAAAGAUAUUCAAACAGGGGCAUGUCUGGUGAAAUAUUUGGUAUGCCUGGUGAUUGACGAGGCUCAUCGUGCAAUGGGAAACUACUCUUAUUGCGUGGCUGUUCGCGAGUUGUUGGCAGCUCCUGUUGAGAUGAGAAUUUUAGCUUUGACUGCCACGCCUGGGUCAAAAAAGGAAACGAUUCAGCAAGUAAUUGAUAACCUGCAAAUAUCAACACUAGAGUAUCGCAGUGAAAGUGAUGCUGAUGUAUGCCCUUAUGUGCAAAACAGGACAAUUGAAUUAAUUGAGGUUCCAUUGGGAAAAGAUGCUGAUGAGAUAAAUAACCUACUAACAGAGGUUAUGCGGCCAAUUGCUGGCAGGCUUUGUGCAAUGGGAGUGUUAACAGGCAGGGACUUUCAAACAUUGAGCCCUUGCGAUUUGCUGAAUUCCAGGGAUAAAUUUCGUCAAGCACCUCCACUAGAACUUUCCCAUGCAAAGUAUGGUGAAGUUGAAGGUUUCUUUGGUGUCCUUAUUACACUGUACCAUAUACGGAAGUUACUAACUAGUCAUGGGAUAAGACCAGCACAUGAGAUGCUGGAAGAAAAGUUGGGACAAGGGUAUUUUGCGAGACUUAUGAGUAGAAAUGAAGCCAUUCAGAGAGCAAAAAUCCUAAUGCAGAAGAGUUUGUCACAUGGUGCCCCCAGCCCAAAGCUGUCAAAAAUGAUAGAAAUUUUAGUAGAUCAUUUCAGAAAAAAUGAUCCACAGAAAUCAAGGGUAAUAAUUUUUUCGAAUUUUAGGGGAAGUGUCAGGGACAUAUUGGACUCAUUAGCUCACAUUGGGCAUCUAGUUAAAGCGACUCAGUUUAUUGGUCAAAGCUCAGGAAAAACAUUAAAAGGGCAGACACAAAAGGUCCAACAGGCCGUCUUAGAGAAGUUUCGUAUGGGUGGAUAUAACGUGAUUGUUGCUACAUCAAUCGGUGAAGAAGGACUUGACAUUAUGGAAGUUGAUCUUGUGAUAUGCUUUGAUGCAAAUAUCUCACCUCUAAGGAUGAUUCAGAGGAUGGGAAGAACUGGAAGGAAACGUGACGGCCGAGUUGUUGUUUUAGCAUGUGAGGGUACCGAGCUAAAAGGUUACAAGCGAAAGCAAGCAACAGGUAAGACUGUGAGGAAGCACUUGCAAAAUGGGGGCAUGAACGUAUUUAAUUUUCAUUGCAGCCCGAGGAUGGUUCCUCAUCUUUUUAAACCAGAAUUGCAGUUCGUUGAAAUAUCAAUAGAGAAGUUUGUUCGUCAAAUUAAAAAAGUUAAAGUUCAUUCUCCCCAACAAUUGAAGUUCAGGGAGAGGCUCUCUGAUGAUGAAGCUGCAUUGUUGGAGAAGUACUUUUUGCCUAGUGAGACAAUAAAACCAUCUCUUGUUGCCUUCCCUUAUUUCCAGGCAUAUCCCUCCAGGGUGCACAAAGUAAUGCAUUCAUCUCGAACUGGAUGGCUUAUUGACGCAAUGCAGCUUCUGCAAGGAUUGUCAUUCUCCGAUAAUGGUAGAAAAUUUGGUUGUGAUUUUUCUAGGAGAACCCAAUGCUUACAGGAGGGUGUUGAAAAUCACACUGAAAGUGGACAAGACGUAUCAUGUCCUGUCAAUCUCGUUGCUUCACAGAUAGAUAUUUCUGAGGCAGAGGUCAGCCCAUCUGACCGUUCAUUGGCUGAGGAGUACAUUCUUGAUUCCCCUGAUAGACAGCUUCAUAUAGAGGUCCCAAUUCCAGCAACAUCACCUCCUGACAAACAUAUGAUGCCCAGUUCCUCCAUCCAAGAUACAUGCAAUGUUCAUUUGGUUGAGAGGUAUGAUUCAUCAAGUGCCCAGAAGAUGCUUGGAGCUUCUGUAGAAGCUUCUGUAGAUGAUGUAAUUGUCCAUACUUCACCAUAUGACGAGAAAUAUCCCGAGGAAAGCAGUGACAGUGAGAUUGCAGAUGGGGAUCUCAAAUCUCCUGUCACACCGGCUGCACAAUGUCUGCCAAACAUUGCAAAUUCUGAUUUCAGUCCUCAUCUGACCAGUUUUAUGGAAAAUGGCUUUGUUCCCGAGUCUCCACUGAGUAAUGCUGGUGAAGAUAUCGUGUUAUCCAAAAGAGAUGAUGUUGAUUGGCAAAGUGGUGAAGGGAAAGAUGUGAAUCUUGUUUCAGAGCUAAUAUCGACUCCCAAGCCUUGUGCAAAUCUAUUAACUGAUGAUAAAAAAGUCUCUGCCAUUUCUUCCUCUCAGAGAAUGGCGGUCAAACCUUCUGUUGGAAAUGAAAUAUCAAUGGAGCCAUCUGAUAUUCAGUCUAAAUUGGGAGGGGCCCUUCAGUCCUCAUCUUCCCCUGAAUUUCGGACUCCUUUGCAAAAUUUAACUAAUAGUAGCUGCAGCAAAGACUGGCAAAUGAGUUCUCAAAAGAAGUCUGCAUCCAAUGAGCGGCCAUCGAGGUUAAAAAGGUUGCGCAGGAUCGGAGAUGUUUCCAGAGAGAGGUGGCAAAACCAUAUACAGAGGUCAGCCUGCUCUGUAGAAGUUGCAUUUGAAGUCACUGAUGUACAGCCUAAUGUUAUGAAGCAUACCAAAGUUAGAAAAUCAUUUAAAGAUGCUAGAGACUUUAUUGAUGAAGAAGCCGAGGUUUCUUCAGAAGGUGUGGCACCUGAUUCUGAAGAUGAGGGUGUUUGUGAGGAUAGUGAUGCUUAUGAAGAGAGUUUUAUAGACGACCAAUCUGAUUCAGCAAUUGGUAGUGGUCAAACAGAUAGUAAAUUGGAUAUGAUGGCAAUUUACAGGCGCUCGUUACUCACCCAAUCACCAUUUCAAGCACAGCAAAAGCAUUACAGUGUAGAUACUCCGGAGUCUUUGCCUUCUGGUGCCACAAUGGGAGUAGUCGGAGAAUGUUCUGGGAGGACUUGCUCUCUUGAAACUCCUCACAGUUGCUUGAAAUCUCCUAACAUCUUCACAAGAAACUUGGCAGAUUCUCACUUACAUCUGAUUCCAUGUGAAGCUAUACCAAGCAGCAGUAAAAAUGUUCAGUCAAACCUGACCAAUACAGAAAGCUGCAAUAGAAUAUUGAUCUCGAGCAGAGCUUUUAAUCUUCCUGCAAAAAACCUCGAGAAGGAAUUCUGCUCUGAUUCCGCGCUACCAAACAAAGAAACACUAUCAUCGUAUCAAACCAAUGGUAUUGAUACAGGAUGUGCUUCUUUUUUGGAUGAUCAGUUUUAUGAAGGUUUAGACCUUGAUGAAUUAGAGGCUCAAGCAACUAAACUUUUGAGUCAAAAAACAGGAUCCUCUGCACAAAAAAGAAGAUUCUCUGAACUCUCAGCAAAGAACAAAACUCUCUUCAGCUCUCCAUUAUUUGAUCUCGGAAUUUGAUCAUACAUUGCAACUACCUCUGCAUCUCUGGUUUCAGUUAAAUUAAACAUCAGCAUCAACAUUACAUGACUUGCUGUCAAAGAGAGCAAGGUUGCAUCAUCUAGAUGCUGAACGUGUGAUUCUUACCUAAGUUAUCGAAACUCAAUCCUGUUCGUUUUUGUGUAUAGUCUGUAUAGUCAGAAAAGAUAAUACUUGGUACAUGUGUAGAAUUUUGAUGUUAUAUCAUUUGAUUUUGUUAGGGAGACUUCCUGGUACAAUUGAAUAUCGAGUUUUUUCUCUAUUUCUUUGAGAUUGCUACUGAUAGUGCUGAUAGUGAUAUUUUACAUGUUGUGAGCAAAAAUGUCACUAUCUCAAGCCAAAAGGAUGGAGAAACACUGGUAUGUAAUAGCAUGUCUCACAACCAUGCUAGAGUAGAAAAAUGCUUGUUCUGGCUGAAUGGAGACAUUUUACUCGUCUCUUGUUUCCUUUUUUCUUGGCCUUUUUGUACUUGAUUAUGUGAAUUGAGACUUGAGAUCUCUAAUAUUAAGUUAAUGGUUGACGGAA